Molecule: messenger RNA, 1945 nt
Organism: Oryzias melastigma (Indian medaka)
Lineage: Eukaryota; Metazoa; Chordata; Actinopteri; Beloniformes; Adrianichthyidae
Gene: slc9a3r1b
Product: SLC9A3 regulator 1b
Biological process (GO): mismatch repair
Cellular component (GO): MutLalpha complex
Molecular function (GO): ATP hydrolysis activity; ATP binding; mismatched DNA binding
Source: RefSeq, a predicted model, not a curated record
GAGGAGGAGAAGAAGAAGGAGGAGGUGGAGGCUGAGGAGGAGGUGGUGGAACAAGAGGAGGCACCCAGGGAGUCCACGCCGGUACCGAGGAGCAACGGAGACAGUCACGUGGAGGUGGAGGAGAAGCUGAGCCUCAGCUCAGAGAAGGAGGUGUGCACCGAACCGCGGCCGCGUCUCUGCGUGAUCCAGCGGGGCCCCAACGGAUACGGCUUCAACCUGCACAGCGAGCGGGCGCGGCCGGGCCAGUACAUCAGAGCCGUGGAUGAAGACUCCCCCGCUGAGAGGGCCGGCCUCCAGCCGAAGGACCGGAUAGUGCAGGUGAACGGCGUGUCCGUGGAGGGGAAGACGCAUUCAGACGUGGUUGCUGCCAUCAAAGCGGGCGGGCGCGAGACCCGGCUGCUGGUGGUGGAUCCUGACGCAGACGCCUUCUUCAAGAAGUGCAAAGUGAGGCCCACCUCGGAGCACCUAACCGGUCCGCUGCCUGAGCCCGUGGUUAACGGACAACCGGAGGAGAAGGUGAGACAGGUGAACGGCAGAGCGACCAAAAACGCAGAAAGAGAUUCAAAGCUGUCGAUCAGUCCUUCUCCUUCCAGUGCUUCGUCCAAUACGUCCCUCACAACCCCGACUGCAAACACUCCUCCUGAGGGUUUCAUCGCAGACACAAUCCCAGCUCUCAACCUCACCCUGCAGCAGGUCAAAGAGCUCGCACACCAGAAGCGCUCGAACAAAAGAGCUCCGCCCAUGGACUGGACCAAGAAAAACGAGCUCUUCAGUAACCUAUAGGGGCCUUUGUCUUCAAGAGAAAUCCCAGCUGUUUUUAUUUUCAACAUUUCUUGUGAAUUUUUUUUAAUGUUUAAUUAUUACCAUUACUACUUCAUAUAUAAAUAUAACCAUGACGAACAUAUAAUGUGCUAUUAACCAUAAGGAUUUACAUGCCAAUGAAAAAGAACCAGACUGUGAGAACAGGCUUCUUUUUCUGUGUAUUACUGCUGAGUUUGGCGCCUGUGAAACAAACACAAAUGACCCGACUGUCAUGCUGAGUCAUUGUUUUGCUAUGAAAAAGGACAUUUUCUGUUUUAGAGCUCAAAAAUUUAGAAAAUAAGCAGAGGUUCAUUCACUUUUAUGUCUUUUAUUUUAUUUUUUUUACUUUUUAAGAGCCUUUUUGGUGCUGAUCUACCUGGCAUAAAUAUAUAUAAAUAUAUAAAAAAGGAAAAUGUAUUUUUCAGAAAACCAUUUCUAAUAUAAAAAUCCUGUUUGUCAAAACAACUUCUGAUGCUUUAAACUGGAAAAAUAUAUAUUUUAAAGUGUAUUCUAGGUAUCUCUCUCUCUAUAUAUAUGUACAUACAUGAUGUUCAGUGUAUAUUUUUACUCUUGACUGAUCCAUAUGAACUACAGAGUGUCAAGGGAAACGUGCAUCUCUCAGCAAUACCAGCUUCGCCCUCGCUGUAAUAGUGCACAGCUGCUCAGUUCACAAGUUUUACUGUUGUUGUUUGUUUGUUUUAUUGCCACAGCAAGUGCAAGACAGUGUUUGAUACAACAAAAGCUAUAAAUAUCUAUCUUUUAGAUCAUGUUUAGCUUUAGAUUACUAUUCUUAUACCAGCGUCGGGACAAGGAGAGGAUUUUAAAUCCAACUAGGAGAAAGUAGUUUGAAUUGUUAUUUUGCAAUUCAUCAUUCGUGAAAACUUUAUCAUGCUGAUAAUUGAUUAAAAUAUUCUUCAGUGCUCUUGUGGUUUGCUUGUGUCUCCUAGGGGCUUGAAGUACGUUUUGAGCUGAGAAAUUCACAAAAACAUCAACCUAAAACUGUAAAAGCGGUGGCGGUAGUAUCAUUGUUUGAAGUUCUUCUGCUUAACUGAACUCGAGCUUCACAACAGAGUUAUGUUUUAACACAAACCCGUUGGAGAAAAUUGUUUUAAAAAGUGUUUUUUAAUAAAAAGCUUAAAGCCUC